This is a messenger RNA of Syngnathoides biaculeatus (alligator pipefish), 2851 nucleotides long. RefSeq names its product glutamic-oxaloacetic transaminase 1, soluble (gene got1). Gene Ontology annotation, molecular function: pyridoxal phosphate binding; L-aspartate:2-oxoglutarate transaminase activity. Lineage: Eukaryota; Metazoa; Chordata; Actinopteri; Syngnathiformes; Syngnathidae. Gene Ontology annotation, biological process: L-aspartate biosynthetic process. Gene Ontology annotation, cellular component: cytosol. The record is from RefSeq and is a predicted model, not a curated record.
CUAUACGAAAAUGACCCCGAAAUUUGUAUGGUUAAACAAAAAUUGUCGCCGUUAGAUUGAAUGAGCGCACGCGCAACUUAAUUGCUGGCAGGUGUUUGACAAGGCGGCCAUCUUGAGACGGUCCUCGCGUGCCAAGACCGCCGAUGCCCCCCACAAGCGUCCGAGCAGGGGGAGCUAGCUUGUUUACGGAGCGGAAGAGUCUGUUUCCUGCCUGUAACAAAACCCAGACUCCCCGUCAGGGUGUCAAGGAGCCGCUCGCCGUACCCGCCGUCCAAUACAUCAUCUUCAUCGCCGAAUCGUUCCGAGAUAAGCCUCCAGGGUCGGGCCGGCGCAGAGACGCCCGCUGCCCUGUUUUUGCGAUUCAGGAGGGUUCAUGCCAAACUUGGAGACCAUGAGAGGAGGAAGUGACCAGUCUGGAUCCCCUGCCCUUUGCCCUCCCUGGGGUCCCAUAAAUUAGCUUUCUGUAAUUCUCUCCCAGACGGCCUUGCCCUAGCAGAUGAUGUGACCAUCAAUGGGUGAGACGCUCCUGGGCCGCCCUGCGCUGGCGGGAAGUUCCACUCCCUCGUAAGAUGCUGUUUCCGAGCUCUGGCCAGCGCUAUGUUGAAACUGGACCGUAACAGCUCGAAAGCCAUGUCUGUGUUUUGCGAAGUUCCCCAAGCGGUACCCGUCGCCGUUUUUAAACUGACCCAGGACUUCAAUAACGACCAGUUCCCACACAAAGUCAACCUCGGCGUCGGGGCCUACCGCACAGAUGAAGGGAAGCCGUGGGUUUUGCCGGUGGUGAAAAAGGUGGAAAAGAUCAUCGCUGACGAUGACAAGCUCAACCACGAGUACCUGCCCAUACUGGGCUUGCCCGAGUUCAGGUCGUCGGCGUCCAAGAUUGCCCUGGGAGACGGCAGCCCUGCUAUCCUGGAGAACAGGGUCGGGGCGGUUCAAUGUCUGGGCGGCACCGGUGCACUGAAGAUGGGGGCAGAGUUCCUAAGACGUUUCUACAACGGAAACAACAACACUAAGACACCAGUUUAUGUGUCUGCGCCAACUUGGGAGAAUCACAACGGCGUGUUCAGCAACGCCGGCUUCGAGGAUGUCCGUCCCUACAAGUACUGGGAUGCGGGAAAGAGAGGCCUGGAUCUGGCUGGUUUCCUCUGCGACUUGGAGAGCUCCCCAGAGCGUUCCAUCUUCGUCCUGCACGCUUGUGCCCACAAUCCAACUGGCACAGACCCCACGCAGGGCGAAUGGAAGCAAAUUGCUGAAGUUAUGAUGAGGAGGAAGCUGUUUGCUUUCUUUGACUCGGCUUAUCAAGGAUUCGCUUCGGGCAGUUUGGAGAAAGACGCCUGGGCCGUCCGAUAUUUUGUCUCUAUGGGCUUUGAAAUGUUCUGCGCCCAGUCAUUCUCCAAAAACUUUGGCCUCUAUAACGAGCGCGUUGGCAACCUGACCGUGGUGGCUCGUGAUGCCGACAACCUGAAGAGGGUUCUGUCCCAAAUGGAGAAAAUUGUGCGGACGACCUGGUCCAACCCGCCGACGCAGGGGGCUCGUAUCGUGGCCGUCACCCUGAACUCGCCCGAGCUCUUUGUCGAAUGGAAAGAAAACGUGAAAACCAUGGCUGACAGAGUAUUGCUGAUGAGAGCCCAGCUGAAAGCCAAGCUCCAGGCUCUGGGGACGCCAGGAACUUACCACAUAACAGAGCAAAUUGGCAUGUUCAGUUUCACCGGACUCAACCCCAGACAAGUGGACUACAUGGUGAAGGAGAAACACAUUUACCUAAUGUCCAGCGGACGCAUCAACAUGUGCGGCUUGACCAGCAAGAACAUCAACUACGUGGCCGAGUCCAUCGACGAGGCCGUCACCAAAGUUCAGUAGGAGGCUCUGCUCAUCCGCACGAGACAAAUGAGUACUGUACCUUAUCUAAAUGCCUCAACGCAGUGGUGGGCAACCAGUGCGGACUGUGCACCACCGUGCAAUUUUGACAUGAAGUAAAACCUUGCAGGAGUAGCUGUAAAACCCCCAAAACAUUUAACAUUCAAAUGCUUAUUCUUUACGGUAGCGUUUACAUAGACAUCACGAAACUCUGGCAUUUAAACAGGAGUGUGUCGAGAUUUUAUAGCCACUGUAUGAUGAACAUUUUAUUUUGUACCUUUUUUUUUUUAUAAAAAACAAACUAUUAAAAGAAAAAAAGGUUCACCCGCCCCUGCCUAAUAACAGAAGUUUUCAAUAAUCUUCCCUUGAGCAAAUAUUUUGUUUAGAGUGGGUAUUUUAAGGUUGUGCAAUUAUGGUUUAAUUUUUUAAAUUUCAUUGUCAUAUUACUGCUGAGAAAUUACCAGUGAAGAAAAUACUAUGUUCCUCGUAUCACAAUUUGAUUUAUGGCAUUCUAAAACUUGUUCAUUAAAUACAGUAGAUGAUGUUCCACUGGUUAAAAUGAAGGAGCAGUAUUGCACUGAAACCUGCUCAAGUGUCUGUUUUAAUCCAAAAGAAAACAUCGUAAUUAAAAGAAAGAGGGGAAAAAAAAAAACUUCACACUGGUUCUCUUAAGACUUGAAACUUGUGAUUUGAGCCAGUAAACACUACAGGGAAGUGUUACAUUUUACAUUAAAGUCAGCUCGAAAUAAAGUAAUUUUCUCCCUAUGAGGAAUGCUUACCACAAAAAGUUGUACUAGUCGAGUUGUUGGAGCACUGACUUAUUUCACUAUGUUUUUAUCUCUUACACAAUACGAAAAUGUCUUCCCACCGGGUAUUUCAAACUUGGAUCAUGGGUGCUUUUAACGCAAAUCCAAGACACCAUUGUCUUUACUCUGUUUAGUCUUAACGUGCACAGGAAUUCAAACUAUCAAUAUUCUCCAUAAUAAAUAGAUUG